Molecule: messenger RNA, 975 nt
Organism: Cydia pomonella (codling moth)
Lineage: Eukaryota; Metazoa; Arthropoda; Insecta; Lepidoptera; Tortricidae
Exons: 2
Coding region: 1-975 (324 amino acids)
Source: RefSeq, a predicted model, not a curated record
AUGAAGCUUCGACUGUUCCUGCCUUUGCUCCUGAUGGCGAUGACAACGACCGCUCAAAUGAGCACUAUAUACGUCACCAGAAACAUCCUCAAGCAAGCCGGCGACAUGUACAGCAGUCAGCACGAUAUAGUCAACUUGGUCGUGCCUCCUAAUAGGGAAUCCUUUUGGGAUAAAUAUGAUAAUAGUAUCUGGACGUACAUGCUUUUAGGUUUAGACGCUUACUUCUUUGUCGAAGCCGAUAACAAUAAUGGUGAAAGAGAAUACCACGGUUUGUACUUAUAUAGGAGUCAAAACGUUACUAAACUAUUAGAUAAUGGACGAGAUGCUACCGCAUUUGCUACUGGAAGCGAAGCUUACUUAGCAGCCACGGACGGUAUCUAUGUAUUUGACUACAAAAACGGUACUAUUAAAAAAUAUGGAACCCUCACUGAUAAUAUAAUCCAAAUAGAAGCAAAUUACAAAACUGGUGUCCUAUAUUUUGUGUCAAACGACCAUCAAGUAUUCACCGUUGCUGAUGAAGGAACGAAGAAGAAUAAAGUUAAUAUUAAUGACGCUCAAGAAAUAGCCUUUGAUUUCAACAAUAACAUGUAUUACUAUGAUGGUAAGAAAGACUUGUACGUGUUAAACCAAGAUGGAAAUAAGAAAAUUGAAGGAAUACCUAAAGGAGGUGAAAUUAUCCUGGUAAAACCGACGUGGAGAAAUAUGGGCGUAUUUGCUGUUGUGGGUAAUGAUGUAUAUUUGCUAAAUGCCAAUGGAAGCGCUAGAAAAAUAAAUGUAGUUCUGCAAAUUAAACCUACCGCUUAUGCUCAGCAAUCUACAAAUUAUUUAUAUUUCGCGUUAGACAAAACUAUAUUUAGAUUUCAAGCCGAACGUGUUCAUCUUUCUCACAUUGCUGAUUUGGAUGAAUAUUAUGAUGUGAUUAAUUACCAAGAUUAUAAUGGCUUAGGUUUCGGAAAUCCUUCGCAAGAAAAUUGA